Molecule: messenger RNA, 6772 nt
Organism: Saccoglossus kowalevskii
Lineage: Eukaryota; Metazoa; Hemichordata; Enteropneusta; Harrimaniidae
Product: serine/threonine-protein kinase MRCK alpha
Biological process (GO): peptidyl-threonine phosphorylation; actomyosin structure organization
Cellular component (GO): cytoskeleton; cytoplasm
Molecular function (GO): ATP binding; protein serine/threonine kinase activity
Source: RefSeq, a predicted model, not a curated record
AUGAUUGUUUCUUCUCUUGCAGCCAGACCUCUUGUACAUAAAGUAAAAUAUAAUAGACUUCAUAGGGAUGAUUUUGAAACUUUAAAAGUGAUUGGAAGAGGGGCAUUUGGAGAGGUAGCAGUAGUGAAAUUGAAAACCACAGAUAAUGUAUAUGCUAUGAAAAUAUUGAAUAAAUGGGAAAUGUUGAAAAGAGCAGAGACUGCAUGUUUUCAAGAAGAACGAGACGUGUUAGUGUACGGAGACAGUAGAUGGAUAACCAAUCUUCACUAUGCCUUUCAGGACGAUGAAUUUUUGUAUCUGGUAAUGGACUAUUACAAUGGUGGCGACUUACUCACCUUGCUUAGUAAAUUUGAAGACAGACUGCCAGAGGACAUGGCCAGGUUUUACGUUGCCGAGAUGAUCUUGGCGAUUGACUCGGUACACCAGUUGCGAUAUGUGCACCGCGACGUGAAGCCAGACAACGUACUGCUGGAUCAGUAUGGGCAUGUCCGCUUGGCGGACUUCGGAUCUUGUCUGAAACUUCAAGAGGACGGAACGGUGCAGUCUAAUGUAGCAGUAGGAACACCAGAUUAUAUUUCACCUGAAAUUCUACGGGCAAUGGAAGACGGCAAAGGCCGAUAUGGUGCAGAGUGUGACUGGUGGUCGUUGGGCGUCUGCAUGUACGAGAUGCUAUUUGGUGAAACACCAUUCUAUGCGGAAUCGCUUGUGGAAACGUAUGGUAAAAUUAUGAAUCACAAGGUGAGUUCGCUGAGUGACUUGGGCUCUCUGGUAAACGCCGAGCGUGUAACAAUAGAAGAUGAAAAUAUCGGUACUCUAGCGGUUGAAGCGUACGAAAGGAGAAUUAAACGAUUGGAAAAUGAGAAGUCAGAGUUAACAAGGAAACUCCAAGAUACUACCCGAGCCCUUCAUCAAACAUCCCAAAGCAAUGCCUUGGAUGCAGCUCCAUCGUCACCUGGCAGGAGGAUAAGCAAUUCCAUGGCAACAGAACCUGAAAUGCGUAGACUCCGAGAUGAAGUGUUAUUGUUGAAAAAGAAAAUACAAGAAUCGCAAUCAGAAACCAACCACGUGGAGCGGGAUUUGAAAGAAGCCAUAGCAAUUAGGAAAGAACUGGAAAACAUAGAUGGUGACAGGAACAGUCGGAUAAAAUUGAUGGAGAGAGAUAACAAGAGGCUGAAGAUUGAAAAAGAAGAAAUGCAACGAGAAUUGGAACAGAUGCACGACCGGUACAAAUCGCAGACCAAGGAACUGAAAGAAGCACAGACUCAGAGGAAACUAGCGAUGCAGGAGUUCUCCGAUCUCAAUGAUAGGUUGUCUGACCUGAGGUCACAGAAACAGAAAUCAUCUCGGCUGGUCCGUGAGAAAGAGGAAGAACUCGAGCAUGCCAUGCAGAAAGUGGAUAUGAUGCGACAAGACGCAAGGAAGUCUGAGAAAAUGAGAAAAGAGGUAUGGAUGAUACAUUUUUGGAGAAAUGGGGAGGGGCCACGUAAGAUUUGUAUGUGUCUAAAAAUAGCCAUUGACUUUGACAUUAGGUUGAACUUGAUAUUUAAGCGAGCAUUGGGUCGUACACCAAGCACCAGUGGACUGAACAAGCAGCAGGAACUUGCCAAGUUAAAAGCUACUAUGGAGAAGCGAGAUGUGAUGUAUGAGGAAAACUUAACCAAAGAAAAAACGAGACAUAUUAAUGAAGAAAAAAAACUACGGGAACAGUUGCUGGACUCGGAAAACAAUGUACAACGCUUGGUUGGAGAAAUCAAAGUAAUAAAAGAAAAAUUGGAAAACUCGCGCAGAGCCAAUGUUUCAGAUCAUGAAGAAAAGAUCUCUGAUCUACGAAGGAAAUACGAACGUGAAAUGGCCAUAGUUCAAGAAGACAACAAGAAACUGCAAAUGGAUGUAGAUAGGGCAAACUCACAAAUGGAAAAAAUGAACCGUAUUAACAGGCAGCUUGAAGAGGAGAUGCGUGAGCUAUCAGACAAGAAAGACUCGGUAGCACAUUGGGAGGCACAGAUAGCAGAAAUUAUACAAUGGGUGAGUGAUGAGAAAGAUGCCAGAGGAUAUUUACAAGCGUUAGCGACCAAGAUGACUGAAGAACUAGAAGGCCUGAAGAUGACAGGAGUGGGAGGGCCAACACGAGUAAGAGACCUUGGUGAUCUGGACACGAUGCCGCCACAUCCACCUGAACCCGAUUAUUUGGAGCCGAGGGAAGCUGCCAAGUCGGUGAGCUCAUCCCAAGUCAGCACUGACAGUGAUAGCGAUAUUAUGGAGGACACGCCACCACCACCUCCGCCACCAACAGUUUAUCCAGCUCCGAAGCCGAUAUUUGUCACUCCAAAACCCAAAGCUCACCAGUUUGUGGUGAGAACGUUUGGUACUCCUGUCAAAUGCAAUCAUUGUACCUCUCUCAUGAUUGGCCAGGUGAGACAAGGAACUGUUUGCGAAGUUUGCCACUUUGCCUGCCACACUGCCUGUGCAGAGAAAGCGCCGCAAGUCUGUCCGAUACCGGCAGAUCAAACUAAAAGGCCACUGGGAAUCGACCCUACUCGUGGUAUUGGCACUGCCUACGAAGGAAACUUGAAGAUUCCCAAACCCGGUGGAGUACGCAAAGGAUGGAUGAAGCAGUUCGCCGUAGUUUGCGAUUUUAAACUUUUCCUUUUUGAGAUGCCAGAAGGAAAAAACGCACAGCCAACAACCUUCCUCACUCAUGUGAUUGAUAUGAGGGAUGAAGAGUUUUCAGUUUCGUCAGUGUUAGCAUCUGAUGUAAUACACGCUUUUAAACGAGAUAUUCCUUGUAUAUUUAGGGUGACAGCUUCACAGCUGCAGCAGGGAGCUAAGGCGCAAAUACUUUUAUUAGCAGACACCGAAAAUGACCGUAUCAAGUGGGUUGGUGCCCUCUCCGAAUUACACAAAGUACUUAAGAAAAAUAAAUUGCCCGAUAGGUCGGUUUUUAGAGCGAGAGAAGUUUGUGAUAACUCACUUCCACUCAUCAGGGUGGCUCAGUGUGCUGCUGUUGUAGAUCCGGAUCGGGUUUUACUGGGUACAGAUGAAGGCAUGUUUUGUAUAGACUUACCCAAAGAUGAAAUUCUGCGUAUAGGUGACGGCAAGCGAGCCUAUCAAAUAGAAGUCUUGCACGAUGAACAAAUGCUCGUAGUGAUUUCUGGUAAAGGUCGGCACUUACGACUGUUUCCUAUGACGGCCUUGGAUGGUUACGAAAUGGAGGGGAUCAAGUUACAAGAAACCAAAGGUUGCAGUAUGUUUACAAUAGGAACAAUUCGACAAGGUUCGACGACGUGUAUAUGUGCUGCCGUUAAGAGACACGUCUUUGUUUAUGAACUCAAUCGCACUAAGAUUAGACACAAGAAAAUCAAAGACAUACAACUGCCGAACAGUGCUCAGUGGUUGGGUGUCUUUGGAGGACGUUUAAUUGCCGGAUAUGUGUCUGGUUUUGGUGUAUUUUCAAUACAAGGGGAAGGUUUCCCGCAUACUUUGUUGAACCCGGAGGAUGCGUCGUUGAAGUAUUUAAUGACUAGUCCUGUGGACGCACUGUGUGCCGUUGAAGUCAGCAGCAAGGAGUUCUUACUCUGUUUUGCCACAUUGGGUGUUUAUGUAGAUAUCAAUGGACGUCGGUCUAGCUUUCAAGAACUAAUGUGGCCAUCACCACCAGUAGCAAUCACUUAUUCAAAGCCUUACUUAACUGUAUAUAGCGAGUCAGCAGUUGACAUCUUCGAUGCUCUCAAGAUGGAGUGGCUGCAGACUAUUCCUAAUAAACAGACAAAGCCACUGUCACAUGACGGUAGUAUGAAUGUUAGUUUAGUCACAGAAGGACACAUGCCAAGGUUGCUGUUCUUUCACAAUAUUGCAUGUGAUAAUGCUAUCAACCUGCGGAUACCAGACAUGCCAUUCCAUAAGCGACAACAAAUGCAGCGGCAGCAAAGUAAGAGAAGGUUCUCGUUCAAGACGAGAGAAGAUGAGCGGGUAGCGAGAAAGAUCAGUAGCAUGAAAUCGCUGAUAUCGGGGCCCAUGAACUUCAACCACAUUUCUCACAUGGGGCCAGGUGACGGCUUACAGAUAUUGAAAGACCUUCCAGUGACAGUUCGGCACUCUGACGAGACGCAGCGGCGUGACAUAGAACGAGUUAAGAGUAUGUUCCAGCCACCUGUAGCAGCAGUUGGUCAGGGGGGACACAGACGUCCAGUGAGCACCCACAGUGCUUCACCUGCGCUCAGUGGCAUCAACGGCAAUACACGAGGAUCACCACCACAUGGCUCACCACAGCGGUCGGCCGGUCCACCGUCAGACAGUUCAACGACAUCUUCUCAAGACAACUCCCAGAAGAGUUUCUCUAUGGCUGAGGACGAACGGGAUUGUUCUCUAGAUCUAUCAUCACACUCGCCUAGGCACUCGAUAGCAUCCAAUAACAGUUCGUUGAGCAGUCCUUCAACCCCUCACCGAACGAGUUAUGUCGACCCUGACCAGACAUCAACGGGAUGGGACAGCAUGGCGUAGUGUAGCACACGUAUUUCUGUAAAUAGUUGCCUUAUAUAGUCUACCAUGUAGUCGGCUUUUUUUUUUAUAUAUAGAAAUAUGAAAAGAAAAAGCAAUGAGAAACCUAUUCAGUUUGAAUUAUAACUUUGACAAGCAUUUAAACAUAAUGCCGACACCAGCACAUAGUAGCAUUCGAUUGAACAUGAACAGUGUGUGCAUUUUUUUUUUUUUUUUUUUUAAAUGGUGGGUGGGGUGAGACGGUGUGUUGGCUUUAAAGGGUGGCAUUUUUUUUAGCGGUGUUGCGUUUAGACUGGAAUUAGAAUUAUUUCACUAUGAUGAGUGCCUCUAACCUCCUCCCCCCUACUCCCUGUGAAUAUGUCAAUUUAUUCUCGGCAGAUGACAGCAUGGAAGUAGCCAUGAAAACCCAGCUGCUUGCAUCAUUUGACGGUGUUUUUAAAAAAAAGACAAAGACCAUAUAAAGACCACUGUAAAUUGUGUACCAUAAUUUCCAUAAUUUUGUACACAAAAAAUGAAAAACAUUUAUUAUUCUAACCAGGGAGUUUUUAAAACCCUGUUAUCUCUGCAUCUGAAAAAAAAAUAACAAUGGAACUACUGGUAGUCAGUACAUUUAGUCAUUUCACCUUGGUAAUCUCUUAUGUUCAUGCCACACCAUUCUUGUACAUGUAGUAUCAAGAAAAUGUACAAGAGCUAUUUUUUUGAGUAUGGUAUUAACAAAACCUUAAUCUACUGACAUGCAUUAUUAGGUAAAUUAGUCAAAUCAAAGACAUCCCAAAGUAAUGUGUUAAUGAUAUAAUAUACUUAUAAAGCUUGUAAUGAGAAAUUUGAAGGAAAAAAAAAAAAAAAGAUGAUAGCAAUUAUUUUUGUGAUGUUAUCAGAGAAACAGAAUUUGUUAUUUAAUUAAAAAAAAAUAACAAUAUGCAUAUAUAGUACCAACCAAACAAAUUUGGAAAUGGAAAACAAAAUAAUUACAAGCUUUGACCCAGUUGUACUUUUUUUUAAAAAAAAAAUAAGAAAGAAUGUUAAUUUCGUAUAAUUCUGCAAUUUUAUUUUUUUUGUGAACGCGAGACUCUGGUAUAUCGGGACCCAGUUGUAUCUUUUUUCGUAGUCGUAUAUUUGUGUACUGUCUUACAUUCUGCCAUGUUAAGCUCAGGUUGUUUGUUAUGCGCAUACACAUACACACGCACCCACACACACGUACACACACACACAUACUUACGCAAACUGCAGCCAAUGAUCACUAUCCUUUGAUUUUCCUCGUUUUUUAUGUAAAUUUAGAAAAUAGGAUUGGGGUAGGGGGGUUUACGAUAAGCUAAUGUGACGGUGUACGUCCCUUCCUCCAUAUAGAAAUUUAACAUAACGAGUGAUGGCGUUGCUUUAUGUCAUAUCCACCUUACUAUCGCGUAUCGCAUCAUCAGUCCUAACAACUAAAACCACUGUGGUGUUGUCGACUGAUGUAUUUAUUGGCCAAUGUUUUAUUUUAUUUUAUUUUUGUCUACCUUUGUUUUAUCUUUGUAAUUGCUUCUUCUUACUUGUUCAGACAAUCCCACAUAUUGUAAAGUUUCUUUUGUUUUUUAAAUGUAAAAAGUAAGAAAAAGAAAGGGGGUGGUGGUGGUCAGUAAUUACUUAGGUCAAGUGACCGUACACUAUCACAGAACAUUGCCUAGUUAAUGUUUCAAAUGGAGUCUCUGACACUGGUGCUAAUCAAAAGGAUUUAGACGGAUUUUCUUUUAAAUAAGAGAAGCCAGCAGUGUACUUUUCUUUUUGUAUCUAAUUUUUUCUACACUUUGUCAUUUUGAUUCUUAGUCGCUUUACAUGGAGGAAAAAAAGCAACCAACUGGAUAUUUUACAGUAACAUACGCUCUACCCUCUACACCCCCCCUCCCCUUCUUGCAGCCUUGACAAUUAUUUGUAAUUUGUCGAUACGGUUUGAGGACAUUUCAAAGUUCCCAAUAAUUUAGGUAGAGUUGUAUUUGGUUUGCAUUUUAUUUUAAAAUAGUUUAACAGUGUCUCGCUUUUUUCUGUUUUGUUUUUUAAGUCGAGCUAUUUGGUAUGUAAGUUAACUACAACAGAUAAAUUGACACAGCGUUUCAAACUAUGCAGUCGAUUAUUUGACCCCUCUACUUGGGGGAGGAUUUCUUGGCGUCGAUUCAAAUAUUAGAAGACUGUGUAAUGUGUUUGCAUAUUAGCAUGGACCUUAAUUACCCGGUAUAAGUCGUGUAUUUACCAGUGUCCUUUCUGCCCAAUUUACAAUAAUAAAUCCAUUUCUGUAAUA